Molecule: messenger RNA, 2581 nt
Organism: Strongylocentrotus purpuratus (purple sea urchin)
Lineage: Eukaryota; Metazoa; Echinodermata; Echinoidea; Camarodonta; Strongylocentrotidae
Exons: 3
Coding region: 790-2178 (462 amino acids)
Molecular function (GO): growth factor activity
Source: RefSeq, a predicted model, not a curated record
UAGAUAGUUGCCGUCGCGGGUGGGUUAUGGUACGAAUCGUCGAAAGGCUGCAAGGCCUGGUAUGAAGGUCGGCUAUAUCUAUUAGGAAACUCAACCAUUUCUGUCUCUCUGCCUCUCUCUCUCUAUCAUAAUAUUUUAUGUGGCUUGGACUGGUGUACGCAAACGGAGACUGGCCGCCGUCAACGCGGGGGUUUGAGGCAUGGCUUGAUAUGCGUAGGCCGGUGGGGAGGAUUCGAACGGACACUGGUCGACUGGUGUGGCGCACUACACGCGAUCUAAAACAUGUCUAUUAUCACGUUACUCCCCUGUCUCACAUGGCACCGACUUGGAAAACACCCUCGAAAUCUUCGAGAGCUUCGUUCAUUACCAAUCAUUGGUAAUCAAUCAAUAUUGUGGUCGCCUACGCUGAGCAUAGUUACUAUAAAGUCAUGUCACUCGUUCGCUUCACAUCAUCAUUCCACGACAAUCACGUCUGCUGGCAGGUGCUGAUAGCAAAAUUGGAGAGAGAGGAAGAUAGCGGUUAAUUUUUCCUGAAUUUUGGAUGUACUUUGACUCACAAUCUGUGCAUUAGGGUAUUCACUGUUUGACUCCGUUGUGGUGCUGUCAUUGUGUGAAUUUCCGAAGUGAUAUUGGCCUUGAGUCCUGUUGGCUAGCCUGCACACCAUAUCACACGUGAGGUGUUAUUUGGAAACGUUUGAAGUCAGCCGACCAACCAAGCAUUAAAGCUCUUCCCCCCCUUCGUCCUUCUCUGAAACACAAGGACAGGUGUGUACUUGGAGACGAGAGAGUAUGCGUCAGGUGAAACAAACGCUCGGGUGGGGAGGUGUAUUCCGGGCUUUCUUCACCCUCAUGGUGGUCCCAAACUUUGCCAAUGGGUUGCCGCUAAACCCUAGCAACUCCAAAACUUUUAGUAAGUCAACCCAGACAACAGGAAGAAGGAACGAUGGGGAUGUAUCAACAGUCGUCGAUACUUUGGGAAAGAACUUUACAGUGCACGAUGAAACAGUUUUGAGAGGCUUGGAGAAAUCGAUGGCGAAUCGCGAUGUCAAGGAGGGGAAUUUUUCUAAAGGGAUUAAAUCCAGGACAUGGUCGUUGGGCAAGGAGGAGAGCCCUGUAACGCAUGGAUUACGGAGUCAAUCUCUGAAAAGACCUACCAAUGAUUUAAUGAGGAGACAAAGAAGGACGUUAUUCUCUCUAAUAAACACGGGGUCGAUCUCACCGUCACAAGUUAAAGCACCCAUGACACAGAGAACUACUGCGAACGUUAAAAAAAAUUUACCUCAAAGAAGAAGAAGUAGGACCGCUCUCUGGUCAGGACGGCGGAUGGAAGAUGAACAUAUUAUCAGUGCUAACAUUUUAAAUAAUUCAAUCACAACUUAUCAGGGAUUAAAUGUAUCAUCGCCUUUAUCAUUAACCAUUAAUGAAUCAAACAGUUCAGGCGAAGUUAAUUCGUCAUCACAAUCAUUGUGGUCAUCGUCGUGGUCAUCAUCAUCAUCGUCAUCAUAUCUGGAAGACGAUGUCCAUGUGAAUAGAACAAACGAUGUACCUAACACCCAUGACAAUCCUAGGUUACAUAAGAACAGAUUACGUGGUUUUAAUAUCAGCAACCUGUUGCGCAUCAGGAAAUGCCAUGAGAAUCUUACGGAUUCGGCGCAGGGGGGUAACGACACGUCUUUAAGGAGCCGGAGGAGGAGAGGGUUGGAGUCAGAAGGGUGCCAAGUCCUUCAUGUCUUUCACGGCUACAUCAUGGUGGAUCCCAGCGGUCUGGUCACAACAACGUGGGAUGGUGAUGAUAUAUAUACUAGGUUAUACAUCUUUUCGAUAGGACCGGGGUACUCGCGGAUAAAAGGCAUAGCAGCCGACAGAUAUAUACAUAUGGACGAAGCUGGCUCCGUUCACGGAAUCCCAUCAUCACAAAUCCCGGAGCCGUACAAUGUAUCAAAUAGCUUGGGUGCUUGGUACGAGGCUCCGGGCAUGUGUCAAGGGUCAUCGUGGAUCCAAUGGUAUAGGAAAGGAGGCGCGCGAAAAGAGCUGAAAUGGUAUCUCGCCUUUAAUCGACAAGGGCGUGUGAUGCGUACACAACGCACACACGCAAACAUGUGUAACGCAAGCUUCAUGAAAACCAUGUCAACGGGCACGUCAUGUAAUCCUAAUGACGGCGGCUACACAAAUAAUUGACGAGGACGGCGAUGACGACGAUGAUCGAGAUGAAAAGGACGAGGAUGGAGCGGAGGAAAACGUUUCCAAAAUCAUAGAGGAGUAUGCUUGUUAGACUUGAGACAAUUUUAACGAGGAAUCCAUUAAUUGCGCUCAUCAAAGAGAGAGGAAAGCUAACAACCAUAACGACAUCGCAGAGGUUAUGCAAGCAGUGAAAUGACGACAUCGCUGAUGUCGAUUCUGAUGACGUCGAAGAGGAAGAUGAUUAUAGAUACUGCGGAGACUGGGCUUUCAAUUUGGUUGAACAACAUGCCAUCAAGAAAGAACAAUAACUUUGCUAAGAUGAUGAUGAUUAAUAUAAGUUACGAGUUUGAAAACAAGGAGGGCAAAUUACAAGGUUCCCAAAUGGGGAUCGGAGGAGAGG